Gilbertella persicaria is the source of this 1008-nucleotide messenger RNA. Its product is annotated as NADPH:quinone reductase-like protein. NCBI's taxonomy places the organism in Eukaryota, Fungi, Mucoromycota, Mucoromycetes, Mucorales, Choanephoraceae. Gene Ontology annotation, molecular function: oxidoreductase activity. Bases 1 to 1008 code for a protein of 335 amino acids. The transcript has 8 exons. The record is from RefSeq and is a predicted model, not a curated record.
AUGCGUGCUGUAAUCGUUAAAUCACCAGGUGAUGCUUCUCAACUUUAUUUGGGUGACUAUGACCAACCUGUUCCCAAAGACCAUGAAGUCUUGGUGAAGGUCAAAUGCUUUGCUUUGAACCGUAUGGACCUUCUUCAAAGAGAAGGCAAAUACCCUGUUCCUCCUGGUGCUAGUCCAAUUUUGGGUGUCGAAGUGUCUGGUAUCAUUGAACGUGUUGGGAAAGAUGUCUCUAAUUUUAAACCCGGCGAUGCUGUGUUUGGUUUAAUGCCUGGUGGUGGUUAUGCUCAAUAUGCUGUUCUUCAUGAAUCCUUGACAAUGCAUAAACCAGAUGCUCUUUCUUUUGAAGAAGCUGCUGCUAUCCCUGAAACUUGGUUUACUGCUUACCAGGCCUUGUUUUUUGUUGGACAGUUAAAGAAAGGACAAGAUGUCCUUAUUCAUGCAGGUGCUUCAGGUGUUGGUAUUGCUGCUAUUCAAUUAGCCAAAGAAGCGGGAGCAAACCGUAUCUUUGUCACUGUAGGUUCUGAUGACAAGGUCAAGUUCUGCCAAAGCAUUGGUGCUACAAAGGCCAUCAAUUACAAGACAGAAAACUGGUCUGAUGUUAUCUUGAAUGAAACCUCUAAAAAGGGUGUUGAUGUCUUGAUUGACUUUAUUGGUAAAGACUAUUGGAACCAAAACAUUCAAGUCUUAGGUCUUGAUGGCCAUAUGGUUAUUCUUGCCUUUAUGAGUGGUACUGUGAUUGAAAAGUUUGAUAUCUCUGUGAUGCUUCGCAAGAGAAUCAAGAUUGAAGGCUCUAAUUUACGUGCUCGUUCAGUUGAAUAUCAAACCAAGUUACGUGAUGCCAUCUAUGAACAUGCUGUGUCAAAGCACUUUGCCAAGAAACAAGACGCUGCCCUCAAGAUCUUUAUCGACAAAAUCUUCAACUGGGAAGAUAUUAUCGAUGCUCAUAAAUACCUUGAAAGUAAUCAAUCAAUGGGCAAAAUUGUCAUCAAAGUAACAGAACAUCAGUAA